GAGGCAGCGUCCUCGCGCAAUGUAACAACACUGACACGUGCGUCAUGACGUGAGCGACGGCGGCUUGUUCCGGGAAUGGAUAAUAGGGCGGCAACCACAAAGACGAACCCACCUGAAUCGGUGCCGUCUGAUGUUUACCUGUGCAUGCAUCGAACACGUUUCUCACCUGCAGUCGGAAUAUGCAUGCGUAGAGGAAACAGCAUGUGAUGGAGGUUCUUUAAUUCUCAGUCCCAGUGAGGAUUAUAUAAUGUAAGAUUUGUCACAGAGGAAAGGAAGGCAAACUAUGUAAUGUGCACUAUAUCGGUUUGUUCUCUGGAAUCAUUGCGUGAUGACGUGUUUACCUGUUCCGAGAUAAUGUGAUACGGUGGAAAUAGAUUUCUUAUCCACAAGGAUGUAGUGUAUUGUGUUUCCGGGGUGCCCAGUUACCGCAGAUUUUCUAAUGUCGAUUUGGAGCUUCGACUGGAGUAUUACACCACGCUAUGAUGUUGAAAUACGUCACACACCUGAAAACUGUACUUUUUCUAUCUUCACUUUUCACCUGUCGUGUUAGUUCAGAUUUGCCCACAGACUCGCCCCAGACUCGACCUCGCGGCCCUGUCUUCAUCUCCAACCCGCCCUCUGUCGUCAGCUUCGCCAACACCAAGGGCGUGUCCAUCGCCUGCACCGCGUUCGGCCGACCAGCGCCCUCUGUCGAGUGGAUCAAGGGGGACGGAACUCCUGUCGACGACGUAGCGGGCCUGCUGACCGUCCUGCCAAAUAACACUCUGGUCUUCCACAAGUUCGACGACUCGGCGUUCCUGGCGAGUGUGCACACGGCCGAGUACAGAUGUCUGGCGUCCAACACUGUCGGCAGGAUUAUCAGCAGGAAUGUCACCGUCAACGCAGUUGUGAUCGACACGUACCGUGAGUAUGGGGUGCAGCUGAACGACCUGUGGGUGAUGCGAGGCUCCACGGCCGUGCUUCACUGCGUCAUCAACCCCUACUACCUCGGCAAGUAUGUGAACGUCAUCAGCUGGAGUCAGGACAGAUCGCAACUACAACCAGGAGGCCGCAUUAGUAUCUUGCCUGAUGGUAAACUCCACAUUCGGAACAUCCGGGAAACUGAUGGGAUGCAUAUGUAUUCCUGUUUGACAAAAAACCUUCUUACGUCGGAGGAGAAAAGUAGCUCAUUUGCAUAUCUCAGAAUUCACGAUCCGCCCGCGGCCCCGGUGCGGCCAGUGAUCGACCAAGUGAUGGCAGACAUUUCCAUCGACGAGGGAGACACGGCUGAACUGCCAUGUAUCAGCAGCCAGGCGUUUCCCGUCCCGGCCUACACCUGGUCGUUAGAGGGAGAUAGCGUUUCCAUUGACAACAAGAAGCUGUCGCAGGUGGGGGGCAACCUCGUCAUCAGGAACGCGACGGCCGGUGACAGCGGGGUCUACGUGUGCACGGCCAUCAACCAGCGUGGUCGGGCCACGGCCACCACCCACGUCACUGUCACGUCACCCUUGUCGGUCCACAUAGAACCAGUUGACCAAACUGUGGAUGCUCUGAAAACUGCGGAAAUCAACUGUACCCUGGCCGGGCACCCGAUUGACCGUGUCACGUGGUACAAAGACGGGCGGCGAUUGGUGUUCGACUCGAGGGUAACCGUCCAAUCACAGACGCGGCUCGUUAUUAAAGAGAUGAAGAGGCAGGACCAGGGAAUGUACCAGUGCUUUGUGUCAAACAGAAAACAGGUUGUGCAGGGCGUGGCACAGCUGGCACUCGGUGCUGCAAAACCAUCGGUUAUGGAAGCAUUCCAAGAACAGUUCAUACAAACAGGACAGAAAGUCUCCAUUCGGUGCAAAGCCUCCGGAAACCCAAUUCCGCGGGUGACCUGGCUGCUGGAUAAUGACGAACUUCCCGUGGAGGCUCGCAUAGGAACCAACAGUUUGACCACUGCCGAGGGUGAUGUCGUCAGUUUUGUGAACAUCUCAAGCGUGAAGGUCGAGGACGGUGGUGAAUACACGUGCCAUGCGGUCAAUGAAGUCGGUGAAGCGUAUCACGUGGGGCGGCUCAACGUUUACGGUGUUCCUUAUGUUCGACCAAUGAAGAAUGUGACAGCCACAGCCAACGAACGACUGGCUAUUAGAUGUUAUGUGUCUGGCUAUCCAAUCGAAAGCAUCAGCUGGUCAAAAGGUUCUGCUACGCUACCCAUCAACCACUGGCAAAAAGUUGAAAAUGGCGUGCUGAUCAUUGAGAAAGUUCAGAAACCGUACGAUAUUGGCAAAUACACGUGCACAGCGAAGAACCGAGAAGACCAGGGCAUGAGCAGAGACAUCUACGUAUCGGUCGUCGAGCCACCGACUAUCGAUGAGUUUGUGUUUCCCAAGCGUAAACAAGGCGAUCGUAUCAUCAUUUCCUGUGUAGUGAGCAGUGGAGACCUGCCAAUCAAAAUCUGGUGGGAGAAAGAUGGAGUCCCAUUCCCUCCUGACCUGGGGGUCUAUAUACAGAAAACUGGCCCGUUCUCCAGCCUGCUGUCGAUCGGUGAUGCCAGUCCAAUGCAUGAUGGGAACUACACGUGUUUCGCCAGUAACGCCGCAGCUUCUACCAGUUACACCGCUCCACUACAUGUUGAUGUUCCACCACGGUGGGUUGUAGAGCCUCAGGAUUCAUUUGUCAUCCUUCACAACUUCGUCCAGCUGGACUGUCAGACGGCCGGAAAACCCGAACCCGUAAUCACCUGGAGCAAGGCACAAGGAUCUACUCCAGGAAAUUACAAGCCUCUUGAUUUGUCCUCCAAGGACAGUCACAUGCACCUGUUGACCAAUGGAACGCUUGUUAUUAAAAAUGCUCAAGAAGAGGAUCAUGGGUAUUAUUUAUGCCAUGCUAACAAUGGAAUUGGUUACGGUCUGAGCAAAGUUGUCUUCCUAACCGUUCACAUUCCAGCUAGAUUUGACGAGCCUCAAAAGAACUACACAGUGAUGCGUGGCCAGAACGUUACGAUGGAGUGUCAGGGAAUUGGAGAUAAACCUUUGUCCAUCAGUUGGAGUGUGAACAGUUCACCUGUUGACACGCAGGUUAAUCGCAGGGCCCGAGUGGUGAGUUACAACACGCCGCGGGGUAAAGUCUCACAACUCAGUCUGCGACCCACCAUGAGAAACGACUCCGGAUUCUACGUGUGCAAUGCCAAGAACAAGUUCGGACAUGACAGCUUGCUCAUUCGACUCAUUGUUUUCGAGCCUCCUGAACCUCCGAUGACUGUACGCAUAACCAAUGUAACGAGCCGCAGUGUGUCUCUCUCGUGGCAGAAACCGUACGAUGGAAACAGCCCAAUCGCUCUGUAUAUCAUACAGUAUAAAAAUCACUCAGAUGUAUGGCAGGGGGUUUUGGACAGUGUGUCUGUGUCGGCGAAGGAAACAUCUAUGACCUUGGUUGGCCUCCAUCCAUCUUUCACCUACAACAUUCGAAUUCUGGCCAACAAUUCUAUUGGCUACAGCAAACCGAGCAUCAGUGUGAACGCCACCACAGAGGAAGAAGCUCCAUCUGGUCCACCAACAGAAGUUGAGGUUAAGGCCAUUGGUUCACAGUCCUUGAAAGUCACAUGGCUGCCUCCUGCUCUUGGUUUCCGGAAUGGAAAGACUCUCGGUUACUACAUUGGUUACCGGGAGACGAGCAGCCCGGGUCACUUCCUGUACAUUACGAGAAUGGCGAAGGAUGACAGUUUUGUCACGGAGUACACGGUCCAGAAGUUGAAGAAGUUUACUGAGUACACUCUACAUAUCAAGGCUUACAACGCUAAAGGAAUCGGUCCGCAGUCGGAAAAUAUUCAAGUCUUCACAUUGGAGGAUGUACCCAGUCAGCCUCCACAGGGUGUACAGGCCAGCACCCUGGGGUCUGAGAGUAUCCGCGUGGCGUGGUCGCCCCCUCCGCUCUACACUUUACACGGAAUACUGCAGGGAUACAAGAUACUCUACAAACCUGUACGACUAGACGAAGAUGAAAGUGAUGCUAACUUCAUGACGUCGGCCAAACUUGAGGCGAUCCUGCUAUCCCUGGAGAGGUACACAAACUACAGCAUUCAGGUGCUGGCCUACACGAGGAAAGGGGAAGGAGUGCGCAGUGAACCCAUAUACGUGAGGACACAACAAGACAAACCAGAAGCUCCAGCAGACAUUAAGUCACUUCCAGUUAAUGGUACCAGCAUCUUUGUUGCCUGGCAACCACCAGUUCGAAAAAAUGGCUUGCUAACUCAGUACAACUUGUACUUCAGAAACAAUACAAAUGUCAAAGAGAUUGUAGAAGAAAAGAUAGAGUUACCUGCCACUACCGAACGCUACUUGCUGACAAAUCUCGAAACAGGAAAUGAAUACGGCUUUCGUGUGUCUGCAAAAACAAUGAUGGGGGAAGGAGAGGCCACUGGACUUGCGGUAGCCAAACCUUUGGAAAAUGCCCCAGCCCAGAUAGCAAGUUUCCCCGGUGUUCUCACUGUUGCCUGGCACCAGCUAGUAACACUGCAGUGCAUUGCUGUCGGACAGCCACAACCUACAGUUCAAUGGAAAAUGAGAACCUCUGUGGUGAGGUCGUCUGAUCGGAUGAGCAUUAUGGAGAAUGGGUCUCUGUACAUCAACGGCGUCGCUGGGUCUGAUGCCGCCAACUACACGUGUCACGCAGAGAAUGGCCACGGUUCUGACGACAUCACAUACAUACUGCGAGUACAAGUUGGUGACCAUCAAGGAUCGCCGCCUCAACCUCCCAGACUCUACCUGGCCUUGACGACCAUGUCCACCAUUCAAGUGAACUGGUUGUCUGGCAGCAACGGAGGAAGCCCAAUACAAGGUUUUGUUUUAAACUUCAAGAAGGAACAUGGUUCAUGGAAGACGGUCCGACUUGGUCCAUCGAACAGAACGUAUAUCGCAUCCAGCCUGCUGUGUGGAACGGCGUACAAGUUCACCUUGCACACCUUCAACAGACUGGGAGACAGUCUAGACAGUGAUAUCGUGUCAGCAAGAACUAACGGAUCAGCUCCAAUAAUGCCACCACAGAGCAUGUUACUUCGAGAUGUUAAUGUUACUUCAGUUGACCUUGACCUCGGUACCUGGCUUACUGCUGGCUGUCCAAUCAGAUUUUAUUCCGUCAAGUAUCGAGUGUGGGGCAUUGAUAAAUGGGUGCAGGUCUCCAACAGCAUACGGUCCAACACGACACUGUUCACAGUUCAGGACCUGCACCCGGCCACGUGGUACAUCAUGAUAGUGACCGCGCACAGUGACGCUGGAUCCAUGGAGAGUGAACUCAUCUUUGCGACCUUGACCUUCACUGGAAUAACGAUCCUGCCCCUGAACGUGGUCCACAAGGAGGAGAGCGGUUUCCACGAGAAGAUCUACAUCAUGAUCCCGCUGUGCGCCGCCAUCAUCCUCUUCACUGUCCUCGCCGUCGCCGUCUUCCUCUACUGCAGGCGGCGCAGGGAACGACUGCGAUUCAAAGAACAUGCAUCCAACCUUCGUCGUGACAUCACUGCGGAGACUUCUCUGAUGAACGACCUUGACAAACGCCUCAAUGUCGAACUUGACAGCAGCAGCAGUACGACACCCGACGCUUUUAGCAAACACAACGUAAACUUGUUGAUCAGUCUCCAUAGUGACGAUAAUAUCCAUGGCAACAGCCAGUCCUGGCUUAUUCAUGAUGGCAGCAAAACAAACAGUGACAAUGGAUCUUAUGGUAGAUCAGAAGAUGAGGGCAAUAUCAACCCAUAUGCCACAUUUAACGAGAUGAAAGGAAUGUUGACCCCAGCUCACAUGAAACAGGAAGUCCUCUAUCAGAAAUCGUCUGACGAGGAUGACAUUGCACUUCAAAAGGCAGCAGCACAAAGAGAGGACUUGUCCUCAACCCCAUCCGAAACAUAUGUGCCAUUUUUCCACACCAAGCGAGACUACACAGGUUGCAGGAAGCAGCACCCCCCACCACUACCUGCCUCGCGACCCCCCACCAGCAAGGUUGAAGGUUACGACAACCAUGGUGUGAUUCUCAGUCCGCGACGAUAUGCCAGCGCUGAUCAGAUUCACGCCCUGUUCGCACAGGGUCCGCCCCGCCCACACAGUGCGUACAAGUCAGGUUCGGGGUCCAGCGACAAAGGAAGUCAUCGCCACAGUGUUAUUUCAAGCGUGACAACAGUUUCGUCGAGCCGUGACGAGCUGCUGGAAGCUCUUGAGAACGCCAAGCGAAACCCACCGCCACCAGUACUGUAUGAAAGCCCCGACCCCCAGGAUGAUUCGUCCCAGCCCACAGACAGUUCGAGUACUGAGCCCGGCAUCCGCAUGUUCACACAGUCACCACCAAAACCAAACGAAGAGAGAGAAGCUUCUUGUGAAGUGCCACAAUAUGAAUAUAAACGUCGUCGCCAACACCGCAAGGAGAUGGAGAGCGACACAACAGAGUGUGAGGGGGGAGGGGGACACGACAAGAGCCCCCCACGCAGAAUAAAAGGGAGGAGCAGGGGCAAACAAAGAGGUCACAUUAUUUCCAAAAGGUCACUUGGAACUACAUUCGUUCCACGAGCUCAAAGUCGUACGAGUACGACCAGUACUAACAGUGAGGAGGUGACCUACUCAUUCACCGGGGGGAGAGACUCCCCCCGCUCGGCCAGUCCCUCGGAGGGCUACAUCUCCUAUCACUGCAGUUCGUACGGCUUCGCCGAGUCCGAGAGAGGAAUCAAACGCAUGAGAAGUGGACGAGGAACACCUCAUGUCAAAGUAAAAUAUGACGUUGCCUUGGAAACGCCUGGCACUGAUGAGAAUCGGCCACUGGUGAUGGCUCUGGCACAGUCUGGAUUGAGCAGUCCACAAGAACAGGAGGAGAGAGUCAGUCUGUUAGACAGGCGCUACCGGGCCAUCCCCGAGUCAGAGACGCAGACAACAAGCUCACAAACAACUAGUCGAAAAGAUGACAAGCAUUACACUGAAGACUUCACCAUCGUGUGAACUGUCAGGGGAGCUUACUCCAUUCCAUACGCUUUCCACAACUUGCUAUUGUACAAAGACAUAUAUAGGGCUAAAGUUGAAUCUUUCAAACACUGCCAAAGGAGACGAUGAUAAGAUGAUCUGCUGUAUUUGUGCCAAAAGGAGACAAGAUGGAAGAUGUUAACUACUUCAAAAUCAAGAUUGUUAUGCUCAAAUCGUAAUCAAGGGACUGGCUUCUUUUAAGAGAAAAACACUUUUCACUGGAUCAUUCUUGAUAAUACGCCGUUUUGGUGGUUUCAUUGCAAGUGAAAGACUGACUAACAGAAUUCUUUUGAGUAUAGACUUCUUCGAUUCAUUCCAUACAAAUGUGAAACUAAAUGGGAUCCUCCUUUGGCUGCAAGUUGUUACGAUUGGUUCCUUGUGAGAGUGAACUAAUUAUCCUUAAUUUAAAAAUGCAAUGCUCUGAUUGGUUUCAUGCACAAAGAGUGAUCUCAUUUGAUUGGAUCAUUUUCAGUAUCCAGUUCUCUGAUUGGUUCAUUACAAGAGUGGACUCAUUUGAUUGGACCAUUUUCAGUAUCCAAUUCUCUGAUUGGUUCAUUACAAGAGUGGACUCAUUUGAUUGGACCAUUUUCAGUAUCCAAUUCUCUGAUUGGUUCAUUACAAGAGAGGACUCAUUUGAUUGGACCUCUGUUUGAAAACAAAGUCCUUGAUUGGUUCCUUACAAGAAUGAUUUCUUUUCAUUGGACACAUUCCUUCCUGCUGAUGGGCAAACCGUUGCCUUACUUCCUGCAUAAACAAACAAAAUAAACAAUUGAGAAAUGCAUUAUGAAAAUUAAUCUUUCUUUUUCAUGUGAAAUAGCUUGAAGUAUUGAAGCCAUUUGUAAUUGUGUCACUUAGAUAAAAGAACUACUACGUGUAGUAAUGUUUUAAUCUAGAUUUCAUAUGUUGAUAAAGCAUGGAGUUAAAUUAUUUUCAGACACUUGAAAUAAAAAGAAAUACAUGUUAAAAUAGAUAGAUCAUUGCUCUUAGAAAAUUUAACCUACAAUAAAAGGUAUAGUUUAUAAUAUCCACUUAUAGUCGGUUUGCGUUAAAAGGGAACUGAUUAAUUAGCAUAUAACUCUGAAAUGAAUAAAAUUAAAAUUCAUAGAAAACAUUAAUAAGUUUUUAAUCCUUAACAACUCAAAUAACAUUUUUAGGGGAAAUUUCAGAUUAUUUGAUUAUUUACAUAGAAUGUUUCUGUUAAAAAAAAUCUAAUGAGAGUUUGUGUGGCUUUAAAACUUAAUAAUAAAUUUGUAUACGAAUUU
Messenger RNA from Gigantopelta aegis, 8221 nucleotides. Its product is annotated as Down syndrome cell adhesion molecule homolog. The record is from RefSeq and is a predicted model, not a curated record. Gene Ontology annotation, cellular component: plasma membrane; axon. Gene Ontology annotation, biological process: axon guidance; cell-cell adhesion. The coding region runs from base 480 to 6938 and encodes 2152 amino acids. Lineage: Eukaryota; Metazoa; Mollusca; Gastropoda; Neomphalida; Peltospiridae. Gene Ontology annotation, molecular function: protein binding. The transcript has 40 exons.